Branchiostoma floridae (Florida lancelet) is the source of this 2924-nucleotide messenger RNA. RefSeq names its product E3 ubiquitin-protein ligase znrf2-like. The coding region runs from base 171 to 764 and encodes 197 amino acids. NCBI's taxonomy places the organism in Eukaryota, Metazoa, Chordata, Leptocardii, Amphioxiformes, Branchiostomatidae. The transcript has 5 exons. The record is from RefSeq and is a predicted model, not a curated record.
UGUCACAGUGUUUUGGUCAUCAGCACGGAGAGGAAACAUGGCGGAUGUCUGCAAUGAUGAAGCACUGUUACACGGACACUUUCCCAAGGAUUUGACACCGUCUCAUCUUGAUAAAGCAGCCAGAAACAUCUGCUGAGGCGCACCGAUAUCUGUAGACUGCGUAAGAGAACAUGGGGGCUAAACAGAGUACGAACACACGCAUGAGGACCUUCUCUAAUGGCGGUGGCGCCACGGCCAGGAAUAAUGGCGGGGUGGCGAUGAGCUCGCCUGGCCCCAACCAGAUUCACGGUCAUGUCCCCGGAGCCUCGGGGCUGCAUCCAAGGAUCGGCAACAGGACACGCUCGCUUGGCAGUGUUCAAGGUCCGCAACCAUUGAGUAUUCCAUCAAACGGCGCAUACAGUGCUCCGGACAGCGAAAACAGUACACCGGACGAUGGCAGGCUUUUCCCCAUGGGUGCCGCACAGUCUCUGCCGGUGCAGCUGAUCGCACCAUCGCUGCUAAGUGGGAUUAAGUGUCCCGUCUGCUCUAAGUUCGUGCCUCCUGAUGACAUUGAGUGCCACCUUGUUAUGUGCCUGACCAAACCCAGGAUUAGCUACAAUGAGGAUGUUCUUGCUGCUGAUGCUGGAGAAUGUGUCAUAUGUUUUGAAGAUCUUUCCCAAGGAGACACUAUAGCGCGCCUGCCCUGUCUGUGCAUCUAUCACAAAGGAUGUAUUGACAAGUGGUUUGAGGUGAACCGUUCCUGUCCAGAGCAUCCUGGGGACUGACUGGGGGACAGGCUACCCAGGACUGAGGACAGUGUUUGCUGCUCUGCAUUGCUCUCUGCUGUGGACAGAGGGCGCUAGUCCGAGACUGAGCUAUCCUGGGACAUGAGGAGGGCCCUCCCCCAACUGGCAAAUAGAUCCAACAUUCAGCUUCGUAAUAAAUUGUCAAAUUCCAAUCAGCUCAAAGCAAAGAAGUUCAGUUUUUGAUAGAGAUGACCAAAGAAAGAGAAAGAAACAAAUUUGGGUACCGUACUUUUUUUUUUUUUUCAAAUCAAAGUCUCUUCACAAAUCCUUCACAAUUCUGAAAAUGCUGAGCAUCAUGCAAGUUAAUGCAAAAAGGGACUUUGAGUUUGAGUAGAUAACACAGUAAACUUAAGGUAGGUAUUUUGGAUGUGAUUUUUUGUAAAUUCAGAUGUCUUAGAUUGCUCGAGUAUGGCAUGCGGCAACAGUAGAUCUGUCACUGCAAGGUCGUUAAAGACUAGCGUAAUGUUUAGUCGUUAAAGUUUUUGUGAAGAAACUGUAUCCAGGGACUGCUAUGUGCAGACAUGUCUUUCGAAGUUAAGGCCAGAAAGGGACCCAACAUUGUGGGGAUGAUUUGACUUUUAUGCAAGUACAAAUAAUGAGCCUGGUUCAAUCCACAAUGUCUGGCCCUUCUCAGCCAAGGUAGUAGCUGUAAAUAUGAUGAUAAUUGUUGUAUUUGAAAUGACUGUGCUUAGGAAGCCAAAACUUGUUUUAUAUAUUAUUUUCAUGUAGGUAAAUUUUGAUUGUGUACAAAUGACAUGUCCCCAGGAGUUUCUGUAUAUUUGUGUUCUGUUUGAUUCUUUAAGCGGAUUUUAAGAUUUGUUCACCUAUUGAUUAAUGAUGCUAAGCAAAAUGCUUUUACAAGGACAAUUGGUCUGUAUACAGACUUCCUUAGCAUUGCACGAUAUAGAUAUGUAUUGUACAUGUCAGCUCUAAUGUUAUAGUUAUGUGAUGUUGCUUUACCAUAAAAAUUGUUUUAUGCAUGCACUUGAAUAUUUUAAAUGUACAUUCAGUCAUUCAAUGUGAACAAUAUUAUGUACUUGUUUAGGCUGAAUGUGAAUCAAAGAAUAGACUGUGUGAGAAACAGACUGGUACAAUAUCAAUCAAAUGUUUAACUACUAGUGUUUGGGCUAAAACAGUCACAGUGACACGAGUGCUUCAAACAAAGAGCAGCACUGCACAAAGUAGGGGCUUCCCAACGCACAACUAUUUUCUGCAGGUCAAAGUCAGAGAAACACAGUCAGCGUUCCAUAAAGUUUCAUAUCUGUAAACAUUAGAGAGGCCAGUAUUUGGAAACUAAUGCAAGAUUUCUGCUGCAACACUAACAUGCCGAGUACUGAAUUGUACAUUUUUUAUACAUUCUAAGCCCUGUAAAAUAGUCAACAAUGUACAAAAGACACAGUAAAGUCAUUGACCCCAUAUAGGGCAGACGUGUUGGUGAAACAAAGAUGACAAUUUAUCUUGUCCUUUGUCUGAAAGGAUACCAAACUUGUAGGUAUGACAAUCCACCUUAUUGAUCUGACCAUUUGUAUAGUGUAUCAAGUGGUAAAUUUUUUUUGUUUAGACGAGUUUUAAGAAAAAUGUUACACAUACUUUUUAUCCCACAGAAAUACUAGGAAGAAAAAGCAAAAACUGGUUGGAUUGUACUAGUUGGAUUGAAGCAAGCUGGUUGAAUUGAAACAACCAUCGCAAACUGAAAUGAAUUCAGUCCUGAUGAAAGUCAUUUACCGUAUUGAUUUUUUUUAAUGAAACAAAUGAAAAGGACUUUCACAAAGACUUCUGCCCAUUGGUAGAGGCAUAAGUGGUUACCAAGAACAAAUAUUGGAAAUACUAAGAUGACAUUGCAGGGGAUUGUCAAGGAUGGUAUCUUGAGUAGUUUGUAUCUUGUACGGUCUGUAAGAAAGUGAUUUUUACCAAUGUAACAGUACCCUGAAUGUGCUCUGUAAAUAUUUCAUGCUGAUGAUGCUUCCAUCAGAUAGACAGUCCUGCAUUCAAUACUGAUGAUCUAGUCAAGUGUGUCUUUACUUGAAGGGAAAGGAAAUUUCCAUGAUUGCAAACAUCAAGUGACAAGCAUAUGUGACUACUGUGCGAUCUUGCUAGGGCAAAGCCAGUUUUCAUUGCAAUAAAGUGUGGCUUGGUUUA